GAUCAGACCAAUAGCGUAAUUUUUUUCAGAAAUAUGUGAAAAGAAGAACAGGAGCACAGAGGUAAGCUUCAACGACGACUACCAUUACUAUGAAAAGGAUCUGCUUAAUGCGGUCCAACACUAUCGGCAGCAGCUGGGUGUACGCUUCCCACGAAACGCUAGAACAUCUCAUAUUGACUGUGGAAGACUUCUACAUGACGACAAGCAAAGUGGUCAUAUCAGAGGACUGGCAUCGUCACGUGUGGAACUCAGGGAUCAGAACCGCUCUAUGAGCUGUGAGGAUAUUCGAGCACGUGUUCUUCCCCCGAAGCCUCUUCAGACAUUACAGUUUGGCGUGGCUCAUGCACGCAUAGUAUAUGAGAGCUAUGAACUGAUAGAAGAAGAACUCAGAUCGAGUUAUCAUCCACAAAACGUGUUCUGUUAUGCUAUCGAUUACAAAGCGAAGGAAGAUUUCACGCAGAAGAUUGAAAAACUUUCAAAAUGCCUGCCCAAUGUGUUAGUUCCUACCAUGCGAUACUCUAUUGGAAGGACAGGAAUCAACGGGACUCGGGCUCAUUUCGAAUGUUUGAAGGCACUUAUGGCAUAUACCGGCUGGGAAUAUGUAAUGCUCAUGCAGAACUACGACAUCAUGAUCAAAAGUGUUUAUGAGACCGUAUCAAUUCUGCAAAAACUCGGUGGAGCAAAUGAUGUCCACGUGAGACCAUGCGAAAGUUAUCGUUAUAAUCAUUCCUUAAAAUGGGAUACUCAAUCACUGAACUUCUUUAGAAAUGAGAAGGAUACGAAGCCAACCCAAAGAAAUGCGUCGUUGACGUUUGCGCGAGGAGCAGCCCAUGCGUCACUGUCACGGGCUGCAGUCAAUUGGAUGGUGAACACUGUAGAUCUCACAAAAACAUUCGAGCAACUUGAUCUUAACGUCCUGGGAGUCGAUGAAGUUCUUAUUCCAACGCUGCAAGUGAGUGAUAGCCUUGACAUGCCGGGAAGAUUCACAGCGGAAUGUGUGCAUAAAGGAAAGAUCAUUGGCUUUAUAACGAGGUGCAAUAUCACAAAUAUCGCAAAAAUCCUUAUUCGGGUUUCCAACUGGACUGUAGCUUUGGCAUAUGAACCCGAUUAUAACAACGAACAACUGCAUUCAUCCUUUCCCAUGGUUGCUCAUUCGACUAUUGUUUAA
This is a messenger RNA of Haemonchus placei, 1168 nucleotides long. The record is from the annotation of a GenBank genome assembly. Lineage: Eukaryota; Metazoa; Nematoda; Chromadorea; Rhabditida; Trichostrongylidae.